AGAGGGGUCCUUUGCAGCUGAACCCUGCUCACCAGCCCCAGCAGGACCGUCCUCCAUCUCACCAUGGCAAAGGCAGCCGGGCUUGUCUGCGCGCUUCUCCUGCUGGCUUCCUUCUGCUGCCAGAGCUUGGCUCAGAAGGCCCCUGGCACGCCGGACAAGUGCUGCUUCACGUUCCAGACAAGCAGGAUCAAGAAAGGCAACAUCCUUGGCUGGUACCUCACCAGCCCCGAGUGCUCCUACCCAGCCGUGGUAUUCAAGACUCGAAUAGGCAAAGAGAUCUGUGCCAACCCUGGCAAGCGAUGGGUGCAGAAAUACCAGGGGUUCUUCCAUCCGCAUUCCCUGUCUGUCCCCAACUAGACAAGCUGUGAGGGGAGAAUCCUGGAGACCAGCCCCCAGCUCUAUAACCCACACACACAGCUGCAAACUUCUCUUGCUAGCUUGACUUUUGAGCCUUUAACAGAAACUUGCUUCUUCUGUCCUUCCCCGGCGCAGGAUCUGACACUCCAGGGAAGCCGCUCCCGGCUCUUUGUCACAGCCCAUCUCAGGGGAGGCUCCAGACACGGGAAGAGGCGUCUGAUGUUGCUGGCAGCUUUGCUGGGACCCAGUGGGUUUAGCAGCCCCCCGAGUGCACCUUCUCCCACGAGGUCCCCACGGGGUGUGUGUCUGUACCACAGUGGGGUCACCUCCUUGGGGGGACUUUGCAAAGCCGUCUAGGGGAGCAGAUGUUCUGUUCUCAUGGAAAACGGGGUGCCCAGAUCCCUCAGCAUCUUUGAAAUUCCCAGCCCUACCCUGCAGGCCCAGAUUGCUCCCUGUGUAGCCUGGUUAGACCAGGCUGUCCACCUCCCCAUGGCCCAGCAGGAGAGUUCCUUCCAGGGAGCUGGGACAACCUCCCAGUUUCCUCAGUAGCCACCAGCACAGGAAGGGCCCAUCCCCGCAGGCAGGAGUUCAGGACCCCAAAGACCUGUGUCUGUUAUGGCUGGCACAAGGGGCACAGGCAGUUCCUCUCCUGCUGCAGAGCCAGGAGAGCAGAAACUCCCCUGAGCUCCCCACGAGCCAUGUCCCGGCAUGCUUGUCCUUCCCCCCGGGGACGAGCCGCCCCCUUUGAGGCUCUUCUCCAGAGCUGUGUCCCACCUAGUCUGCAAAGCGCAUUAGGUGACCCUGCCCCAGCCCAGUACAGACCCCUGAGCAAUGAUGCAAACAGCAGGUUAUGGCAUCCAGCCGAGUAGAAGGAGGGGGGAGCAGCUGUCUUUCCCCAUCCUGUGCAGACUCAGACAAACGCGGCCCUGCCAAGCCAGUGAGGGAGACACCCGGCCAGAUGCUGUUAGCUAAACAACGCUUCCUGUGCAGCUCCCACGUCCCCUGACUUUGGAUUAUCAUUCUGGGCUAAGAAAUGUCAAACACAAUACUUCGAGUUUAAUGGGUACCUGCGUGUGAGCAUAGGGGUGCGUACGUGGGCAUUUGAUUCCGGAAAGGCCUGGGAAUACUGUUGCUGGCUUCCUCUUCUAUGUAUCGAAAUAUACAAAUAUAUAAACUAUGAAAUC
Chelonia mydas (Green sea turtle) is the source of this 1541-nucleotide messenger RNA. RefSeq names its product C-C motif chemokine 13-like. The record is from RefSeq and is a predicted model, not a curated record. Gene Ontology annotation, biological process: cellular response to type II interferon; positive regulation of GTPase activity; inflammatory response. Gene Ontology annotation, cellular component: extracellular region. Bases 64 to 357 code for a protein of 97 amino acids. The transcript is spliced from 3 exons. Gene Ontology annotation, molecular function: chemokine activity; CCR chemokine receptor binding. NCBI's taxonomy places the organism in Eukaryota, Metazoa, Chordata, Testudines, Cheloniidae.